CCAAGGUUGAGAAACACUGCCAUAGAGUACUGGACUGUAGAUGAGAACGGUUUCUAUUACAAAGAACUACAACUCCCGAGAACCACCGCGAGGUCUAGGAGAACGUUAGCCCGGGCGGAUCGAGCGCGCGAGGUUCUUUUUUUUCCCCCUGGGUUUCCGGAGCUGCGGCAAAUUUAACUAGAUCAACAAAGCUGAGCGAAGCAAGGCGCGGGAAAGCAAAAGCCCGAAGGAUCGGAGAUCCCCGUUCUUCAUGCAUCACCCUUUUGAGCAUCAUGCACAGGAGACAUCUUCAGGAAAUUCCAGAUUUGGAGAGCAACAUCACUACAAGUGUCCCAUGGAGCUGGCAUCCCAACAAGACUUCAGAUAUCCUCUCAGGCAUGGGAGUGUCUGCUCUUAAACUGGACAGUGAGAACACCCCCCAGGAUCUCUUGAUGUGUGUGAGUCCACCCACGAAACGGCAGAAAGUGAGGGAAACCAAAUUUGUGAUUAUCCGCCAGCCUAGACUGCUUCAAGAGACAGUUGCAGGUAUUUCUUGGGAUACUUUGCCAGAUGAAUUGCUGUUAGGAAUCUUUUCCUGUCUAAACUUGACUGAUUUGCUGAAAGUUUCCCAGGUUUGCCGGAGAUGGCAUCGCCUUUCGCUUGAUGAGUCGCUUUGGCAAAGUCUUGAUCUUGCAGGUAAAAAUCUUUUGCCAGGAGUGAUUGGCCAAUUGUUGCCGUUGGGAGUGAUCGCUUUCCGCUGUCCAAGGUCCUGCAUCGCGACACCUUUGUUUAAAACAAGCAGGGCUCUUUGUGUGCAACAUCUGGAUUUAUCGAAUUGUACAAUAAAUGUUAUAGAUCUCGUGGCUAUCCUUGACAGAUGCCAGAGUCUGCAGAACCUCAGCUUAGAAGGUCUCCUACUUUCUUCUGGUAUAGUUAGAAGUAUAGCACAAAACCCCAACUUGGUCCGGCUCAACUUAUCUGGAUGUUCUGGAUUCUCUGCAGAUACCGUGGAAGUGUUGUUGAAAAGCUGUCUGAGGUUAGAAGAAUUGAAUUUAGGCUGGUGUGACUUCACAGCUGACCAAUUGAAGAUAGUAGUCAGUCAUGUUCCUCCCAAACUAUUGCAAUUGAACCUUAGUGGAUACAGGCAGAAUCUCCUGAUCCCAGAUGUUAAAACGUUACUAGAGAGAUGCUCUGGUCUAGUACAUUUAGAUUUAAGUGACAGUGUUAUGUUGAAGCCUGAAUGCUUUGCCUACUUCCACCAACUCAGACACCUUGAGCACUUAAGUCUUAGUCGAUGCUAUCAAAUACCUCCCGCUGCUUUACUUGAACUUGGUGAAAUUGCUACACUCAAAACACUGCAAGUUUUUGGAAUAGUGACUGCCAAUUCCCUACAGCUCUUAAAGGGGACGCUUCCUCAUAUAAAGAUCAAUACCUCCUAUUUUUCACCUAUCGCAAGGCCCACCAUUGGCUGCAAAAAGAACCAAGAGAUUUGGGGAAUCCAGUGCAGACUGAACUUGAGAAAUCUGGCUGGGGUUUAAUACAUCUCAAAAGACUCUUUGACUUCUACCAACAGCAACAUGAGUUCCUCAAGUCUUCACUGAGGAGUUCUCGGCAUUACGUUUUAACCUCACAACUUGCAGUUACUGACCUGGUUUUAUCAGUUUAUGACCAAAUGCUAUCAAGUAUUUUACAAGUUGUAUUUUAAAAAAAUGUUUUAGGUUCCACAAUGUACGCUGAGGCCUAUCCAAGAAACGCUAAUCAUGCACAAAUAGUUGCCAUGCAAUAUGCAUGCUCUCCUUGUGGAUUUUUUUUUUAAAAAAGUAGCUCUAGUUAAUAAAACUUGUCCAAAUGUU
Messenger RNA from Thamnophis elegans (Western terrestrial garter snake), 1832 nucleotides. It is a transcript of the gene SKP2, whose product is annotated as S-phase kinase associated protein 2. Gene Ontology annotation, cellular component: SCF ubiquitin ligase complex. The record is from RefSeq and is a predicted model, not a curated record. Gene Ontology annotation, biological process: SCF-dependent proteasomal ubiquitin-dependent protein catabolic process. Gene Ontology annotation, molecular function: protein binding. Bases 273 to 1517 code for a protein of 414 amino acids. The transcript is spliced from 10 exons. Lineage: Eukaryota; Metazoa; Chordata; Lepidosauria; Squamata; Natricidae.